Molecule: messenger RNA, 1375 nt
Organism: Aegilops tauschii subsp. strangulata
Lineage: Eukaryota; Viridiplantae; Streptophyta; Magnoliopsida; Poales; Poaceae
Source: RefSeq, a predicted model, not a curated record
AAGAGCUAGGAAGGAUUCCGUUUUUUUCUCCAAAAAAGAAAAAAGAGAGGAAGGAAUCCCCACGAUCACAUCCUCCAUAUAAAUGCCCCCUCUCGCCUCCAUUCCCCAGCGUCGGCCGUCCAAGCCAGGUCUUUCCAGCUUCGAUCUGCCCCCGAAACCAAGCCAGAGGAGGAGAGCAGAGGAAGGCCUGCCGGGGCUAUGGGCAACACCGGGAGUACAUCUCCUGCAAGCUUAGGAAAGGCUCAUGUUCCACAUUUACAAUGGAAGGUUCAUGAUUUCUCAGCGCUACUUGAGACAGGAGCCAAGUCAGCAAAAUCUGCUCAUUUUCACUGCUCCGGGUAUAAGUGGUUCCUGAAAGUGACACCACCAAUGCAUCAAAAACCUGGCGCUGAAACUCCAUAUGUUGGUCUUUCUCUUAAACUAGGCCGGACAACCCUGAAGCCGGGUGACACGGUAAAUGCCGUGUUUGAGUUAUCAGUAUACAAUCAUGCAAAGAAGAUAUACUAUGGACGCAAAGCUACCCACAAUUUUGAUUUGAACAAUACAUGCUCGAAGGAUGAAUGUUUGAUUCCUCUUCAGAAGCUACUAAAAUCAUCUGCUUUUCUAGUUGAUGAUAGCUGUGUCUUUGGUGUUAAGAUAUUGAAAAUUAAAGUGUGUUCUCCUGAAAAGAAGGCUGUUAUGGUUCUGAAGAAGGCUACCACACUUCAGAACCUUUUUAUCCAGAAGAAAGGGCUCAUCAAAGGGACCUACACCUGGACCAUGGACAACUACCAUGAAUUGGACUUGAAGCGCUAUGUUUGUUCUCCUACAUUUGAAGUUGGUGGACAUAAAUGGCAUGUUGGCAUGUAUCCGCAUGGUUGCAGAAACAUCACCGGCCACAUCUCCUUGUUCUUAUACUUGGAGUCCUCGGAUAAGCUCUGUGACGAGUCCGGGAAGGUAGUCGAAUUGACUCUAUCCAUCCUAGACCAAAAGAACGGGAAACAAUCCACCAUCACUUCAGGUCUCUCGGUGUUUGGAGGUGAUAGCAGCUGGGGAUGGCCCAAGUUCCUUACAGUCAAUAGAUUCAAGGAUCCGUCUCGAGGCUAUGUCCUAGGAUCAAGAUGCGUCGUCAAGGCAGAUUUCACUAUUGUUGGCUCCUCCAAUGAUGGCUAGAUCUUUAGCUCAUGGCCCUUGCAUCCUACUACUUGCUAGUAUUGUGUAUAUACUUGUUAAGUUUUUGCCAUAUUGUUUUGGAAGCAGUGCUAACACGACCAUCAUAUGGUGCUAACGACAAACUUAGCACUGGAAGUUGAGAACAUGUUAGUUUUAUUUCGGGCAGUGUGAUGUUAGAAACUACUUCAAUACGGAUGAUGCAAUUAUUUCGGUUGGCUUAUUA